Molecule: messenger RNA, 1662 nt
Organism: Syngnathus acus (greater pipefish)
Lineage: Eukaryota; Metazoa; Chordata; Actinopteri; Syngnathiformes; Syngnathidae
Gene: ptk6b
Product: PTK6 protein tyrosine kinase 6b
Exons: 8
Coding region: 39-1553 (504 amino acids)
Biological process (GO): cell surface receptor protein tyrosine kinase signaling pathway; protein phosphorylation; innate immune response
Cellular component (GO): extrinsic component of cytoplasmic side of plasma membrane
Molecular function (GO): signaling receptor binding; non-membrane spanning protein tyrosine kinase activity; ATP binding
Source: RefSeq, a predicted model, not a curated record
AUUGUAAUCCAGGGCGUCUUGUUCUACUGCCCUCAAACAUGGACGAAUGCCUGCGCAGUGCAUGCCCGGCUCUGUGGCAGAGGCUGCACAGGGACAACAAAACAAAGGUGGACGGCCAGAUAGCAUCGAACCCGGAAGCGCCCUUGCCGCAACCGGCGGCCGAGGAGGAGAGCGGGAGCACAUAUGAAGCAAUGUGGGACUUCCAGGGCCGCAACUCCAAUGAGUUGACCUUUCAGACGGGAGAUGUGUUCAAGGUCCAGCACCGAAGUGAUGACUGGUGGACUGUAUGUAGGCUGGACCCGAGUGGAAGCAAGCUCGAUAGCGGCGUUGUGCCCGGAAACUACCUGAAGAAAACUGAGACCAGUAUGCAGGUGGAACCAUGGAAUUUCGGGACCAUGAACCGCUCAGACGCCAUAAGUCUCCUCAUGGCACCGAGUAACCGACCGGGAGCGUUCCUCAUCCGAUCCAGUGAGAACCAUCUCGGAUACGUUCUCUCAGUGCGUUCGAGCUAUCGAGUGAAACACUUCAAGAUCACCCAAACGUCCGACGGUCUCUUUGACCUGGACGGUAUGCAGCAGUUUACGUCGCUGAGCGAUCUGGUGGCGCACUACUGCAGCAACCGUCUCCGUCUCAGCAACGAGGACACACUGGGGGAACCCUGCAGGCCGAAAGAACCCGUGUCAGAAGUCCAAUUCCCAGAUGAAUUGUGGGAGCUAUCCAAGGAUGAGUUCACCUUGGAGGACAAGUUGGGAAGCGGUUUCUUUGGGGAUGUCUACCGAGGAUGGUGGAAGUCGCGCAUUCGCGUGGCCGUCAAGAUCAUCAAGAACGACUCGGAGGUAAACCACACAGAGUUCCAGAGGGAAGUGCAGAUCCUCAAGCGCCUGCGCCACCGUCACCUCAUCUCGCUUUUUGCCGUCUGUACCGCCUCCACGCCAUAUUACAUCAUCACCGAGCUGAUGGAGAAAGGAAGUCUGCUGGACCUGCUCAGAAGUCCCGAGGGCAAGCAGCAGGAUAUGACAUCGCUGUCGGACAUGGCCGGGCAGGUGGCUGAUGGGAUGUCGUACCUGGAAGAGCAUAAUUUCAUCCAUAGAGACUUGGCGGCCCGGAACGUUCUGGUUGGAGAAGACUACAUCUGCAAGGUGGCCGACUUUGGACUGACCCAAGUCAUCAAGGAGCCAAUCUACUUUGCGUACCAGAAAGCCACCCCACACAAAUGGAGCGCGCCGGAGGCCAUCAAACAGAGGAAAGUUUCCAUCAAGUCAGACGUGUGGUCCUUCGGCGUGCUGCUCUACGAGAUGGUCACCUACGGAGGUGUGCCCUACCCAGGUCUAAGCGGGCAGGAAGCGGACAAGCUGGUGAGCGAAGGCUACAGAAUGCCAGCACCUCCUGGUUGUCCGCCAUUCCUCUACGAAAUGAUGUCCAAAUGCUGGAAUAGCGAUCCCGAGCAGCGGCCCUCAUUCUGGCAACUGAAGGAGCAAAUGUACAACAUCUACGAUGGGAGUCUCUCGGCACAUACAGACAAAGAAGCGCCUACAACACCUACAGACACUUAACAGGCUUCCAUAAACCGAAAAUGACUUUUGGCGAGAGAAGCAGGAUACGGCAAGAUUGGUCGCCAUCCAAUCGCUGGGUGCAUUUUAUUAACAAUCAAGCAUUCACACA